AUGGGGGGAAAGAACUUCAUGACGUCCAAAGAAAAGGACUACGUUGCCGAGUGCCUCAAAAGAAAUAUGAGAUACUUUCGAUCCGACAUCGACUAUGCAGUGCUUUUUCGAGAGGGGGAAGAGAAGAUUGAGGUGAAGUGUGAUGAUGGAGAGCCAAAGAGAAGUGUUAACCUGAUAUUUGGAAAGGAGAAUAAGAAGUCUUCAAGGAGGCCAAGGCCGUUCUGUGGGGUGGAAGUGGAGAACAUCAGGGAGCCGAUGCGGGAUAUGUUUCUGCUUGAGGAGCUGAUUGAUUUGUACACAGCCAGGAGAUAUUGCAAACUCUCCCCAGAGGAUCUCCGGGAGAAUAUCGAAAUGUUCCGGGAGAAACUUCUUUGUAAGUUUGACGUGUUUAUCUCUAUCGCAAAGUUUGUUAGUUUUCUCGGGGAGUAUUUUCCUUUUGCAGAGGAAGAGGAGAAGAAGGAGGUUGUAGUUUUGCUUCUAAGAACAUUCCAUCUAGUCAAGGAUGUUCCUUCGUUCUAUAAUUCUAUUGGGUCUUUAGCCGGGUGUAUGCCCCAGGUUUCCGAGGCUGAGUUGGAGGAGGGAUUUGUUUCUACAUUCCUUUUCUUUCCAAGCGGGUUGAUCCUGGCCACUCUACUGCUUAUCCAAAACGAGGCCUUGUGUGGUGUAUUUUAUGAGGCUAUUAUCAAGGAGUCUGGUUGGUCCUUUACAAAGAGCAAGCAUGGAUGGCAGUUUCUUUCUGUUAUGAUUUCGAUUGCAGAUGAAGAAAAACAAAAGUCUAUUGUGAGAAAAGCAAGACCUUACCUAUCGGAGGUAUCCAAGGAACCCGAGAGUGAUGAGGCAAAGGGUGCAAGAUUGUUUUUAGAAGCGAUAGGCAUCGACAUGGAAGACCUUAGAUGUUGGGGCGAAUGA
Molecule: messenger RNA, 909 nt
Organism: Encephalitozoon intestinalis ATCC 50506
Lineage: Eukaryota; Fungi; Microsporidia; Unikaryonidae
Exons: 1
Coding region: 1-909 (302 amino acids)
Source: RefSeq, a predicted model, not a curated record